Raphanus sativus (radish) is the source of this 862-nucleotide messenger RNA. RefSeq lists its product as uncharacterized. The record is from RefSeq and is a predicted model, not a curated record. The transcript is spliced from 3 exons. NCBI's taxonomy places the organism in Eukaryota, Viridiplantae, Streptophyta, Magnoliopsida, Brassicales, Brassicaceae. The annotation marks the transcript as partial.
AUGGGAGAUGCAGUACACGGCCCACUGCCUGUCCAAAACCAAUUGAUGAAGGUUAUACAAAGCCUCAAUGAACAAUUGACUCGAUUGGAGCAAGGCAGCAAACCAGUUGGUCCACAGCCACAAGGAGAACGACUACCAAAGGGAGAAAGUAGAUGUUGGAAAGCACCAGAAGCUGCUUAUGUUGAGCCCAAGCCACCAGACCCUUCAUGGAUCACCCCCCCUCAAAAUCCUUGCACUCAUAACUUUUUACUUAAUUUUUAUUCUGAUGAUUAUAAAGGUGCUGAUAAAACUAAACUCUAUACUUUUUCAGGAAGAAGAAAUUAUCUAGAUUGGGAGAGAAAUCUAGAUGAAUGGUUUUACUACAACAAUAUCCUGAAGAAAGAGAGGCUAGCUUAUGCUAUUGACCAGCUCAGAGAUGAAGCCUUGAAAUGGUGGGUACAAGAAGAAGAUGAUAUAAGGUUUUGCAAAGAACCACCUAUCACCACAUGGAGAGACCUUAGAGAAAUCAUGAGAGAUAAGUAUGCAAAGAAGUAUACCAAUUCUCAGAUCAAGGAACUGUAUCCAAGAAGAUAUCCAACUCAUAGUUCCAAGAAGGCAGAAUUGAAGUCUAAAACUCCAACACAAAAAGUUCCAGCAAAGGCAGAGCAACAAACUGAGAAGCACAAGCAAUUUUGUCCAACUAAGCAAUUAUUGGUAGAAACAUCACUAGAAAAGAAAACUGAUUUAUCUAUGAUGAGAAUUAAAGAGCAUGAAGAGGAGGCACAAGGCGUCACCUUUGUGAUGGGCCAGAAGAUGGUUCAAGACACCAUGCAGUCCAUGUUGCUUAAAGAAGCAAAACCAGUAAUAAGAGUAUCCCACCAAG